Messenger RNA from Protopolystoma xenopodis, 255 nucleotides. The record is from the annotation of a GenBank genome assembly. NCBI's taxonomy places the organism in Eukaryota, Metazoa, Platyhelminthes, Monogenea, Polystomatidea, Polystomatidae.
AUGUAUCAGUGCUACAGUUCGGAGGAUACAGACCUCGCCGAAAAGAGGGCCAGUCUCUCCUACUACAAACGGAAGUACGAGCCGGAGACAAGGGUCUGGAGCAAGCGACUAUCUGUGUUUCCCGAUAAAGAUGACUCGAAGAGGCGGCAGAUCAUGUUCCCUAGGAACAAUGCCUGGACGAAACGGGCCAGCUUGUCCUACUACAAACGAGACGAUUUGCCUGACUGGCUGCAAGACAAUGAUUCCACUUACUAA